AUGACUUUCUAUGUGUCUCUGUGGCAGGCUGCUUUAGUGGCGGGGUGGCAUGAUUUGGAUAACACCGAUUAUGACUGCUGGCCCCUGGAGAAACCAGAUGAGUAUAAUAUGCUGGACUGUGGAGGCCUAGAGAUGGCUUGGGUCCAGAGGCCCCCAGAAAAGAUCAUAAGUGGGGAGUCCUUUGAUGUAAUCUAUGCACUCUUUGCGUCUGAUUACUUUUACCACUAUGCUGUGGAAAAUGGAAUCCUUCCCCACAGUGAUGCAGCUGCUGCUAAGAAGUUCUGUGAGGAACAGGAAUGUCCUCCCAAUUGGAAGGAUGCCAAUGGAGAGAACUGCUGUGUCCAUCAUGCAAACAUUCAUUCCUGCCCAUUGGCCUUCAUGGGAAAAGGUGGCAUUUGUGGACCAUGGAUUCCAGAUGACGGCCAAAUAUUCACUCACACCAUGUCAACUGCAGGAAAAAUGACACAGACAAACUGGACUGCCAAGGUAGUCCUGGUGCAUGUGGGUAUGACUUCUCUCAUUGCCCAUAUCAGGGUUGGGAGAAUGCAGGCAGCUUUGGAAGCCCAAACCAUGGUGCUCCCUGCAGUAGUCUGUGGGGAUGACAUUUGUGAAGAUGAUGAGGGCUGCUCCACGUGUCCAGCUGAUUGUGGUGAAUGUCCAUUGACAACGGAUGUCAGGAUAGCAAUUGCUUUACCAAUAUGUUUAGUGUGCGCUGGUUUCAUUCUGACAGUCAUGUGGUUCCAGUACCAAAAGCAAAAAAUGUUCUGGGAUGAAAGCUGGAUUAUAGACAUCAGUUACAUCGUACAAGGUGUUGAUGGUAGAACCGUUGCCAUCAAGAAAAUAAUGAACAAGACAUUUACCCUCACCAAGUCCAUACGCAGAGAGGUCAAGCAAGUAAGAGAACUAGACCACCCCAACCUCUGCAAAUUCAUUGGAGGCUGUACUGAAGUGCCAAAUAUUGCCAUAAUAACAGAAUACUGCCCAAAGGGAAGUUUGAAUGAUGUGCUGCUCAAUGAAGACAUCCCUUUAAACUGGGGCUUCAGGCUUUCUUUUGCCACUGACAUUGCCCAAGGGAUGGCCUAUCUUCACCAGCAUAGGAUUUAUCAUGGACGGUUGAAGUCCAGGAACUGUGUCAUUGAUGACCGCUGGGUUUGUAAGAUUUCAGACUAUGGCUUACAGUCCUACAGAAAAGAAGAUUCUUUGAUGGAUUCCAACAAUCCUCAUCAGCACUUUGCACAAAUAUAUGUGGCUCCUGAGGCUCACUCCAUACUAAACUUCGAGCCAACUCCAGUUGCAGAUGUGUACAGCUAUGCUAUAAUUUUGUUAGAAAUAGCAACAAGAAGUGACCCGACACUGGAUGAUACAAAUUCAGAAGAAUAUUCUUUGUGCCCUCCUUUGGCAGAAUUAAUAUCAGAAAAAUCUGAGAAUGCCUGUCCAUGCCCUACAGAAUAUAUAGAGCUGAUCAGGAGGUGUAGAAAAAGCAAUCCAGUGCAAAGGCUUACUUUUGAGCAAGUCAAGAAGUUGUUGCAGAAGAUGAACCCAAACAAAGUUAGCCCAGUUGACAUGAUGAUGACUUUGAUGGAGAAAUACAGCAAACACUUGGAAGUGCUGGUAGCAGAAAGGACGCAGGACUUAACACAUGAAAAGCAGAAGACAGACCGCUUGUUGUACAGCAUGUUGCCAAAACAGGUGGCAGAUGAUUUAAGGCAAGGAAAGCCAUCACAGGCCCAAAGUUACAUAAACUCUACCAUCUUUUUCAGUGACAUUGUUGGCUUCACCCAGCUUUCCAGCACCAGUACACCUUAUCAAGUGGUGGACUUCCUGAACAAACUCUACACGACCUUUGAUGAUAUUAUUGAUAACCACGACGUCUACAAGGUGGAAACUAUAGGAGAUGCCUACAUGGUCGUAUCAGGAGUGCCUAAAGAGAAUGGCAUUCACCAUGCUAGUGAAAUUGCAAGUAUGGCUCUGGACCUUAUCUUGGUGUGCAAAACAUUUAGGAUUCCGCACAAGCCUGAUACCCAGCUAAAGAUUCGAGCAGGAAUCCACUCAGGACCAGUUGUGGCUGGAGUUGUUGGAACAAAAAUGCCCCGGUACUGCUUAUUUGGGGACACCGUCAACACAGCCUCCAGGAUGGAGUCCACCAGUGAAGCCCUCAAAAUACAGUGCAGCUCAAGCACAUACCAGCUGUUGGAACAGAUUGGAGAGUACAUAUUGGUGUGCCGGGGGAAUUUGCAAGUCAAGGGGAAAGGUGAUAUGAUAACUUACUGGCUGGAAGGAAAGAAGGCUGGUACAAUUCAGAAGAAGUCUCUAAGCCCUUCUGCAAUCUCUCAGACUCCUAACCAAAGUACUUUCAAUUUCAUCCCUGGUGCUGUAUAG
This is a messenger RNA of Elgaria multicarinata webbii, 2379 nucleotides long. RefSeq names its product atrial natriuretic peptide receptor 2-like. Lineage: Eukaryota; Metazoa; Chordata; Lepidosauria; Squamata; Anguidae. Gene Ontology annotation, cellular component: plasma membrane. The transcript is spliced from 21 exons. Gene Ontology annotation, biological process: intracellular signal transduction; cGMP biosynthetic process; receptor guanylyl cyclase signaling pathway. Gene Ontology annotation, molecular function: protein kinase activity; peptide receptor activity; ATP binding. The record is from RefSeq and is a predicted model, not a curated record. The coding region runs from base 1 to 2379 and encodes 792 amino acids.